UAUAUCAGCACCCAAUCCCUCACCCUCAACCUCCAUUUUGCCCAUUUCACUGCUCUCCCCUAGAUCGUCUCCAAGAAAGAGAUCUCCUUACAGCUACCGUACACACUCACACACACAUUCACUGAAUGGGUCGAGUCAUCCGAGCUCAACGUAAGGGUGCUGGUUCCGUCUUCAAGGCCCACACCCACCACCGCAAGGGUCCUGCUCGUUUCCGCAGCCUCGACUUCGGUGAACGAAAUGGCUACCUCAAGGGUGUUGUCACCGAUGUCAUCCACGACCCUGGCCGUGGCGCUCCUUUAGCCCGUGUUGUCUUCCGUCACCCUUUCCGUUACAAGAAGCAGAAGGAACUUUUCGUUGCCGCCGAGGGUAUGUACACUGGACAGUUCGUCUAUUGUGGUAAGAAGGCUACUCUUGUGGUCGGAAAUGUAUUGCCUCUUAGAUCUAUCCCUGAAGGAGCUGUCGUUUGCAACGUCGAGCAUCAUGUCGGUGAUCGUGGGGUUUUCGCUAGGGCUUCUGGUGAUUACGCUAUUGUUAUUAGUCACAACCCUGAUAACGACACCACCAGGAUCAAGCUUCCAUCUGGUUCGAAGAAGAUUGUUCCAAGUGGUUGUCGUGCCAUGAUUGGGCAGGUUGCUGGAGGUGGUAGGACUGAGAAACCUCUGCUUAAGGCUGGUAAUGCUUUCCACAAGUAUAGAGUGAAGAGGAACUGCUGGCCUAAGGUUCGUGGUGUGGCUAUGAACCCAGUUGAGCAUCCCCACGGAGGUGGUAACCAUCAACACAUUGGUCAUGCUAGUACAGUUAGACGUGAUGCUCCACCUGGACAAAAGGUUGGUCUUAUUGCUGCAAGGAGGACUGGUAGGCUCAGAGGACAAGCUGCUGCCACUGCUGCCAAGGCCGAUAAGGCUUAAUAGGAUACUACUAGUUGUUUUGGCGUUUAUAUUGACAUCAAUGACUGUUAAAGCACAUUUAAGCUAGAAAUUUUGUUUGAAAUUUCAGAUAUGGUACUGUUUUGGAGUUUGGAUGACGGUUGUUUAUGUUUUGAGUUUGGGUUUUUAUGUGAAAGUGUUUUAUGCCAGUGUUUCCAA
This is a messenger RNA of Gossypium arboreum, 1085 nucleotides long. Its product is annotated as 60S ribosomal protein L8-3. Gene Ontology annotation, molecular function: structural constituent of ribosome; RNA binding. The coding region runs from base 126 to 908 and encodes 260 amino acids. Gene Ontology annotation, biological process: cytoplasmic translation. Lineage: Eukaryota; Viridiplantae; Streptophyta; Magnoliopsida; Malvales; Malvaceae. The transcript is spliced from 2 exons. Gene Ontology annotation, cellular component: cytosolic large ribosomal subunit; ribosome. The record is from RefSeq and is a predicted model, not a curated record.